Messenger RNA from Cylicostephanus goldi, 254 nucleotides. NCBI's taxonomy places the organism in Eukaryota, Metazoa, Nematoda, Chromadorea, Rhabditida, Strongylidae. The record is from the annotation of a GenBank genome assembly.
AUGCGACCGCUACCAGAUGGCUGUCAGAAGCCACUCGAUAGAGACUCGUUCCUAACCGAGUUCAAGACCGACGCUUACCUAGAUGAUUUUUACACCAAAGUAGACGAUAACGCUAUGAAAAUGGUCUUAGCGUUCCUGCCAAAUAUAGUAGCAAGGAUUGGUGAAGUGGGCAAAGUGCUAGAUUUUGGAGCUGGACCCACAAUCCAUGUUGCCGCGUCGUUCCGGAAUACAGCUUCAGAGGUAACAAAGUAGUU